AUGGCCAACGCCCAGAAUUUGCAGACGAAAAUCUCCUUCGCCUCCCUUCCCAGAGAGCUGGUAUCCGAGGUUCUUGCACGCGUCGCAGCUUAUUCAUCAACUGAUCUUUUCCGGACAAAGCUAUGUUGCAAGAGGUUUGCGGAUGUUGCGGAAGAUAACCGUGUUUAUCAACGUGUGUCGCUGGCAAAGUUUGACAUCGUUCCAUGGCGUAAAAAUCCUAAAGUUUCAAUAGGUAAGAAUGUUGAAUCAGCAUUGCAACGCGUCGAAGAAGCUGCAAAAGCAGGCCAUGACGAAGCUGCCUAUGCGUUGGCAGUUAUUUUCGUCUUUGGUGGGGAGGAAUUAAAGCACAAAGGUAUGGCUAUGCUUAGCGGCAUGAAGAAAUCAGCAGCUCAGAGACAGAGAGUUAAAGAAUGGCGCGACAAUUUGCGAAGGAUUCUGAAGAUGAUUUGGGUUCAAAAUUCUUUGGUUCUAGGCAAAAGGCCCAUUUGUUGUGCCAGCCAACAUAAGAGGAAAACAGGUUGGGGUCCGAAUGAACUUGAUGCAGUGGAGAGUACAUGUGAAGGCUGCACUUGCGAUGAAAAAAUUGGACCAAUUUGUGAUGCCUUACCUCAAAUUGCUGUGUAA
This is a messenger RNA of Coffea arabica (coffee), 624 nucleotides long. RefSeq names its product putative F-box protein At1g67623. Gene Ontology annotation, molecular function: protein binding. The record is from RefSeq and is a predicted model, not a curated record. Lineage: Eukaryota; Viridiplantae; Streptophyta; Magnoliopsida; Gentianales; Rubiaceae.